GUGAAUCGAGAGCAGGAUGAGCAAGUGCACUCCUAUGCCAUCACCACCUUAAAAGAUUCGCCUGGCCCUUCGUCCGCUUUCUUCUUCUUUUCUUCAGGCUUGACACCUGGCACUUUUUUCUGCUUGCUCCCUUUGCCAAAUUUGUCUUUUCUAUUUGACCAGCAUGUCUGAGUCCUUCACCUUCUGGUUUCCGUCAUCCUGGACGAUGAUCGGCGCCGUUUUCACCAUUUUCUCUUUCUGCCUCGCUUUUUUCUCCGCGUUUGUCAAGCGCGAUUCACUUCACCCUCUGCUGCAAUCGAUCCGCGCCGUCCUAGCAGCAGGCCUCCGGGGAGUACGGAGGGACGUCGCAGCAUUGAUGACUGAUUCGACUGCUCGUGGGCAGACGUUGCACGAAAUGUUGCGGACACUUCGGGGGUUGAGGACCGACUUUCAGGCGCUGGCCGUGAUAGCUCGUGAGACUCGCGAAGCUGUUGAUAGAUCUACGACGCACUCACAGGAGCCAGCAACGCCUGUGCUUGUCGAGAUCUUGGCCGAACUCCGGAAGAUGCAGGGCGACCCGAAGAUCCAGAGGCGGCUCCGGCCGUUCUCCCUUCAGGUUUACUUGGAGGCCCAAGCCGAAGUCCUGGCAAGGGAACGGAUGCAGGCAACUCCCAAUCCAUUCCACGAAUUGGAUUGAUGACACUACGUCCAGGUAGUAGGGAUAUUCUUCCUUCGGGGGGUUCACCCUCCCCAGCGAUUUGCUCACACCUUACCGUGGUGCUGGGGUUCAGUAGCCUCGUCAGAGGUGAAGCCAAGAUGAGCAUGAUGUAUAUAGUG
This is a messenger RNA of Aaosphaeria arxii CBS 175.79, 816 nucleotides long. RefSeq lists its product as uncharacterized. The record is from RefSeq and is a predicted model, not a curated record. Bases 164 to 676 code for a protein of 170 amino acids. The transcript has a single exon. NCBI's taxonomy places the organism in Eukaryota, Fungi, Ascomycota, Dothideomycetes, Pleosporales.